This is a messenger RNA of Carassius auratus (goldfish), 6838 nucleotides long. It is a transcript of the gene rims2a, whose product is annotated as regulating synaptic membrane exocytosis 2a. Bases 210 to 5084 code for a protein of 1624 amino acids. The record is from RefSeq and is a predicted model, not a curated record. Gene Ontology annotation, cellular component: cytoskeleton of presynaptic active zone; presynaptic membrane. Gene Ontology annotation, molecular function: small GTPase binding; transmembrane transporter binding. The transcript is spliced from 34 exons. NCBI's taxonomy places the organism in Eukaryota, Metazoa, Chordata, Actinopteri, Cypriniformes, Cyprinidae. Gene Ontology annotation, biological process: positive regulation of synaptic transmission; regulation of synaptic plasticity; regulation of membrane potential.
UUCUGUGUCGCUGCAUCCAUUUUUGUGUAUUUAAGAUAUCUUCAAGGAUUUCCAAACCUGGAGAAAAGCGAGGCACCGGCGCAGAGGGACUCAAAAGGGAAACAAACAUUUAUUAUGAGAUGCAAAAGAACUUUUCCAGGACGAUGACAGCGAUGGGUUAGACAGGAUUGAACAGGAUGAUGGCCAAAUAAAAGCAUCGGGGUGUAAAGAUGUCUGCUCCAGCCGGGCCCCGCAGCGGGCCUGUCCUGCCGGAGAUGCCGGACCUGAGCCACCUCACCGAGGAGGAGAGGAAGAUCAUCCUCGGUGUCAUGGACAGGCAGAAGAAAGAGGAGGAGAAGGAGCAGACCAUGUUGAAGGUCAAAGAAGAUGCAAAGUCUCAGCCAGUCCAGUGGUUUCCCUUUAGCGGAAUCACUGAUCUGGUUAAUAAUGUUCUCCAGCCCCAGACAAAGUCCCAAAACCAACUGCAAACAGAGCCUCCAAAGGAGCCAGAGACGAAAUUGCACCAGCAAUUUGAAAUGUAUAAGGAGCAGGUGAAGAAGAUGGGGGACGAGGCACCGAGCACCCAGGAGCAGAAGAGUGAAGCCCCCACCUGCGGAAUCUGCCAUAAAACCAAGUUUGCCGACGGCUGUGGCCACCUCUGUUCUUAUUGCCAAACCAAGUUCUGCGCUCGCUGUGGAGGAAGAGUUUCACUGCGCUCUAACAAGGAGGAUAAAGUGGUGAUGUGGGUAUGCAACCUGUGCCGAAAACAACAAGAAAUCCUCACCAAGUCAGGGGCCUGGUUCUUCAGCGGCCCGGGGGGUGCCCUGCCCUCGGGUGCGAGUGACCCUCGCAGACGCCACGAAGAGGCUCCGCAGGAAAAGAAGGCCAAACUUCAGGAAGCCCCACUGCUGUACCAGGGGCCUCCAGGGGACCGCAGCCGAGCUCCAGGACUCCCGCGCCAGGCGUCCCUCAACAACGACUCCAGUCUGAAGCCCAACGACCCUCUGAGCAACAGGAAAAGAAGCCCAUCAGCAACCAGGGAUCCAAACCAAAAAUACGACCAAAGGGAGGAGAAGGCGGAGCGUUCGCAGUAUGCCCCAGGGGAGGGCGGCAUGCCACGAUCGCCGUCUGACUACGGGGCCGGAGACCGCCAGUGGCGGGGAGGCUACGGCCGCUCCUAUGAGGACGCGGAGGUAGCACGGAGUGCGUACCGCGCUCAACGGGGCGGUUGGCACUCUCAGGAAGAGUAUCCACCCGAACCCGGCUUCCUUCCCGAUGGCCCACCCCUCAGCGAGCACGAGCUUCAGCGGCAGCGGCAGGAGGAGUACCAGAACCGCUACCGCAGUGACCCGAACCUGGCCCGCUACCCGGUCAAACCCCAACCUUACGAGGAACAGAUGCGCAUGCACGCUGAGGUUUCGCGAUUCAGGCAUGAACGGCGACACAGCGAUGUCUCCCUGGCGUACACAGAGAUGGAGGAGCCCUUGGGGCCCCUGCGGGGUCCCCCCUACUCACCGGGUCCCGGACACACCCACUGGAGGUCCAACCACAGUCCACCCAGCGUGGACUCCCUCCACAGGCAGCAGCACCUGGAUCCUGUCUCGGCCGUAAGGAAGAGUAAACGAGAAAAGAUGGAGAGCAUGUUGCGGAACGACUCGCUCAGUUCUGACCAAUCGGAGUCCGUCAGGCCGCCUCCACCCAAACCUCACAAGACCAAGAGGGGCGGCAAAAUGAGGCAGGUGUCCCUGAGCAGCUCAGAGGAGGAACUGGCCACUACACCGGAGUACACCAGCUGUGAGGACGUGGAGAUCGAGAGUGAGUCUGUGAGCGAAAAAGGGGACAGUCAAAGGGGAAAAAGACAAACUUUUGAGCAGUCACACACCUUAUCUGAGGGCCAAAAGAAAAUGGUGCGCUUUGGGGGCCACUCUUUGGAAGAAGAUGCUGAGUGGUGUGAACCCCAGGUUAAAGACUCGGGGGUUGAUACAUGCAGUAGCACUACCCUAAACGAGGAGCAUAGCCAUAGUGAGAAGCACCCGGUCACAUGGCAGCCCUCCAAAGAUGGAGAUCGACUGAUCGGCAGAAUCCUGCUCAACAAGCGCAUGAAGGACGGCAGCGUUCCCCGCGACUCUGGAGCUCUUCUGGGACUGAAAGUGGUUGGAGGAAAGAUGACAGAGUCCAGGCGACUUUGUGCGUUCAUCACCAAAGUAAGGAAAGGGAGUUUAGCGGAUACAGUUGGGCAUCUCAGACCAGGUGACCAAGUCCUUGAGUGGAACGGCCGAAAGUUACAAGGAGCCACAUUUAAAGAAGUUUACAAUAUCAUUUUAGAAUCAAAGCCAGAGCCUCAGGUGGAACUAGUGGUCUCACGACCCAUUGGCGAUAUCCCCAGGAUACCAGAAAGCACACACGCACAACUGGAGUCCAGUUCGAGUUCAUUUGAGUCUCAGAAGAUGGAGCGCCCCUCCAUAUCCGUCACGUCUCCCAUGAGCCCCGGAGUGCUGCGGGAUGCCCCUCAGUACUUAUCGGGACAGCUUACAAGCCAAAGCCUUAGUAGAAGAAUUGAGCCUUUUAACCCUAGAGUUCAGGUCAAACUUUGGUAUGACAAAGUCGGCCAUCAGCUUAUCGUCACCAUACUGGGGGCAAAGGACCUGCCUUCAAGGGAAGACGGCCGACCACGCAAUCCUUACGUGAAGAUCUACUUCCUCCCUGACAGAAGUGACAAAAGCAAAAGAAGAACAAAAACUGUAAAGAAAUCACUAGAGCCCAAAUGGAACCAGACCUUUAUGUAUUCCCCCGUCCACCGGCGGGAGUUCAGGGAACGCAUGCUGGAGAUCACGCUGUGGGACCAGGCCCGGGUGCGAGAGGAGGAGAGUGAGUUCUUGGGAGAGAUCCUUAUCGAGCUGGAAACAGCGCUGCUGGACGAUGAGCCGCACUGGUAUAAGCUACAAACACAUGAUGUCUCAUCGGUACCCCUGCCCAAGAGCUCCCCCUGCCUUCAGAGACGAGCGCUGCAUGGAGACAGUCCCACACGCAGACUGCAGAGGUCUCAGAGGAUCAGCGACAGUGAGUUCUCAGACUAUGACUGUGAGGAUGGUGUUGGCGUCGUGUCAGACUAUAGAAACGGCAGGGACCUCCAGAGCUCCACCCUCUCUGUGCCUGAGCAGGUCUUAUCAUCCAAUCACUGCUCUCGGUCAGCUGACAUCAACCGAGCACGUUCACGGUCUCCCAGCAUGCCCCCUUCUCAGAGUCAUUUUCUCACCUUACCUCGAACCCGACACAGUCAGCCUCAUGACAGUCAGCUGGAGGAACUCAGGAAUUACGGCGCGCCAGACAGGCACGAGUACCACCACAGGUCCCGUUCUGCAGACCAGCGGUCCGCACUGGAGCGGCCCAUGUACAGUCGCUCACGCUCCACGGAGCGGCCGCCCGACGGCCCCCACAUGAGGUCAUCAAUGCCCUCCCUGCCGUCAGGACACUCCGCUCCACCCUCCCCUGCCUUAUCGAGGGCACAUCCUCGUGGAGGAUCGGUUCAGACAAGCCCCACCGGGACCCCCGUGAACAGCAGGAGAGGACGACAGCUCCCACAACUGCCUCCAAAAGGGACGCUGGAAAGAAAAGAUGGAGAUGAAGAACUUGAGCCUUGUCCAGAAGGCAUGGACUCCCCCAGUCGGACAAACUCAGGUGCUAUGGAUGUGGAGGAACGAACGCGGCAGAUGAAGCUGAAGAUGAACAAGUAUAAACAGGGAACCGGCUCAGAUUCAAGGCUGGAACAGGACUAUCACAAGCGUUCAGGCAGGGAUCCUCAGCGGGGAGAAAACCUCUCGGCCAAGUCUUCGGACAGUGAUGUUAGCGACGUGUCCGCUGUGUCGAGAACCAGCAGUGCGUCUCGAUUCAGCAGCAUGAGCUACAUCUCUGUCCAAUCAGAACGGCCGCGAGGCAGCCGCAAGAUCAGCAAUGCAGUGCGGGGGCGGAGCCUCUCCAGGGAGGGGGAGGGGUCAAUUGGUGAGGCGGUACAGGAAGAAGCAGGAUUAGAGGAGGACAGAGGUAGGAAGAGAGGAGGGGGGAGGGAGGGAAAACUGAGGAGACAGACAGAGAGUGUAGAUAGAGAGGAUGCAGAGCUGGAGGAGGAGUCUGAAGAGGGCGUGGCCCAGAGGACGGUCUCAGAGACGGACCUCAGGCAAGUGGGAACGGAGGCCGGGGGCAACAUGACCAAGAGCACCAGCAUUGGCGGGGACAUGUGCAGUCUGGAGAAGACCGAUGGCAGCCAGUCGGACACGGCCGUGAGCCUGGUGGGAACCGUUGACAAGAAACGGCGCUCCAGCAUCGGCGCCAAGAUGGCGGCAGUCGUGGGGUUGAGCCGAAAGAGCCGCAGUGCCUCGCAGCUCGGCCAGACAGAAGCAGGAGGAAAGAAGCUGCGCAGCACCAUCCAGAGGAGCACGGAGACGGGACUGGCUGUAGAGAUGAGGAGCAGGAUGACCAGGCAGGCCAGCCGCGAAUCCAAUGAUGGAAGCAUGAACAGCUACAGCUCAGAGGGAAACCUCAUCUUUCCCGGAGUGAGACUUUCUUCUGACAGUCAGUUCAGUGAUUUUCUGGAUGGACUUGGCCCCGCCCAGCUUGUGGGAAGACAGACUUUAGCCACGCCCCCUAUGGGUGACAUUCAGAUCGGGAUGGUGGAAAAGAAAGGAGCCCUAGAGGUAGAGGUCAUCCGAGCCAGAGGCCUCGUGGGAAAACCAGGUUCUAAGGCACUGCCAGCCCCUUAUGUAAAGGUGUAUCUACUGGAGAACGGCGCCUGCAUAGCCAAAAAGAAAACAAAAGUAGCACGAAAAACACUGGACCCUCUUUACCAGCAGCAGCUGUCGUUUGAAGAGGCCCCAGGAGGAAAGGUUUUACAGAUCAUUGUGUGGGGAGACUACGGACGUAUGGACCACAAAUCCUUCAUGGGAGCCGCUCAGAUACUUUUAGACGAUCUGGACUUGUCCAACAUGGUUAUUGGCUGGUUCAAGCUGUUUCCUCCCUCUUCAUUGGUCGACCCAACCCUGGCCCCGUUGACCAGAAGAGCUUCCCAGUCAUCUCUCGACAGUGGGUCUGGGCCGUUCGGUCGCUCGUAGCAGUUUCCUGAAAUCUAGCGUUAUUGUAGCAGCCAUUGGGUGGAGUUUGAGAUUUGCGACAGGUCCCGCCCCCCCCGGUAACACUGCAUGCUUGAUGUUGUGUGUUCAGAGCUUGUUUCUUAGGGGUGAAAAAAAGCGGUCCUGUUUUUGCUCGCAAAAAAAUGCCGCACAAAGAGCAACCCCUAGAGGGCAGGGACGAGGCGAAGCUGGAAAAUGGCCUCCUUAGCUUGAGGAACGUCACCAUUCCUGCUUUUAGAACCUAUUUGAAGCCAUUGGAGAUGAGUCUGAACUGAGAACUGACACGUCGAGUUCUUCAGAAGCCCUUUUUGAAAUGGGGUGAAACCUUCUCUUCGACUUUUGCUUUCCAUUUCUGUUUCUUUUAAUGUUGAUGUAUUUGUAUCUACAUGGGCUAACAGUGUUCCUUGGGUCAAGCCAUGCCAACAGACCCAGAAAUGUACACACAAAACAAGAAUAUGACGUGGGAAUGAGCACCUGACUCCCCAGAUAUGAUUCUGCUAGAUCAUUACAGAGAUGAAAUGUAGGUUUGAAUCAUCUUUUGAGAUCAAAUUGAAGUACUUCUCUUGAUACCGUAUGAAACCUAAAGAGGAAAUAACGAGUUUUCUGUUGCAUGGACACAACUUUAGCUGAACUAAAAAAAAGAAAGAAAAAAAGAGUGAUUAGGAAAUAAUUUUCUCAGACUGCUACUUGCAAAAAAAGACAACAAGAUAAAAGAAAAAAUGAACCGGAUCAGCCAUUUUCAACAAUUUCUAGUAUUUUUUAAAGAUAAAUUUCACCAGUGCAUGAUUUUCUGGGGGAGUGAAUGCUACAGUGUGAUUAAAAAACAAAAAUUAAAACAUGAAACCUUGUUUUUUUUGUCCUGUAGACCGUUUAUUGGUCUCUCUACUGUAUUUUUACAGACAAGCAGAUAAAUGACAAGCUUAACAUUUUAUUUACAGUGAAAAAUCUGUUCACGUGACAAAGAUGAAAAAAAUAAAUGUCUAUGAUUUGUUAUUGUAAAGGCGUAAGCCUUAUGAAGAUGUGCAAACUGUACGUUUCUCUACUUCUCCCUUGUCCCAGGGUAAACUCUCUGUACUUCUUGCUUCCGUUGUCAGAUUUUCCCCCUGAUAUUGUUCCAGUUCUCCUUGAAAUUUUCAUUUUCAGGGCUGUUGGUUUGCCACAGCUCUUGUAGUUUUAGUCUGUAUAUUGUUUGAAGUUCAUUUGUUUAAAAAGCAUGUUGAAAAGGGUUUUUGGCAACAUGGCUUUGGCACAUCUUACAGUAACUCAGCAUGUUUUGAUAAAGACGAUAUUUGGAGAAAAAAAAAAAGAAGCAGUUUCUUGUACAGUGCAUGUCGAUGACGAUCCUCUCUCCCCCUCUUCACCCUGAAUUGAAUUUUAGUGAGAAUUAGGCAGUGGUCUCACACGGACCAGAAGGGCAGAAUUCCGAAUGAACAUUCCACCUUGUAAAAUCAUUGUUGACAUAUUUAAGGGGAAACCGUGACCAGGGAUUUUUAUAUCUUUACGGAAAUAUGAGCUGCAGUAUUCCUGACAAAAGAGCCCAAAAUUUCAUGAGGUCUUUUUACCGGAGACGGCUGCAGCUCGCUGACUUUCGCAGUAUUGUGCUGUACAGUUUUCCGAGCAUGAUGCUGUCUGCAGAGAAAUGCACAUCGGGACGAUGAUAUUGCCACACAAUAUAACUUUGGUUUUUAUUUCUUCGUUUCAAGAAAGUAGAGGUCAUUGAAUAUAUUUUUGUUAGU